Molecule: messenger RNA, 843 nt
Organism: Mycotypha africana
Lineage: Eukaryota; Fungi; Mucoromycota; Mucoromycetes; Mucorales; Mycotyphaceae
Product: ATP synthase
Exons: 5
Coding region: 109-600 (163 amino acids)
Biological process (GO): proton motive force-driven ATP synthesis
Molecular function (GO): proton-transporting ATP synthase activity, rotational mechanism
Source: RefSeq, a predicted model, not a curated record
CUUCCACUUUUCAAAGUCCUUUACCAACCUGGAAUUGCCAUCUUCCAACCAGCCCAAAGGCAACAACUACUUUUCCCUAACUUUCAAUUUAGAGAUUUGAGCAUAUAAAUGAACGUUCUCACUAGAUCAGCCCGUGCAGCAUUGAAGCCUCUUUCUAUGGCCCGUUUUUACGCUACUGAAGCACCUGCUGCUUCUGAAGCUCUUCGUUUAACCUUUGUUGUUCCUCACAAGGCAAUCUACAAAGGUUCUAAUGUUCAACAAGUCAACUUGGCUGCCACUUCUGGUGACAUGGGUAUUCUUGCCAAUCACGUUCCCUCUAUCGAACAAUUAAACCCUGGUGUUGUUGAGAUCAUCGAAAGCGGUGAUAUCACCAAGAAGUUCUUCGUUUCUGGCGGUUUUGCUACCAUCAACCCUGACAACUCUCUCAACAUUAACGCAGUGGAAGCUUUCCCUCUUGAAGAAUUCUCUGCUGAGCGUGUCCAAGCCGGUCUCGCUGAAGCUCAACGCCAAGCAGGUAAUGCUAGCACUGAUGCUGAAAAGGCUGCUGCAAAGAUCGAAGUUGAACUUUAUGAAGCUCUUCAAUCAGCCUUAUCCAAGUAAAUUAGUCGAUCGUAUUUAAAUUGUAAUUUAUAAAAUCCAGCUACGACUACCAAAUGACAGCCUAUAUCUCUCUUUACCCCUCUCUUCUUGAAGUCAACCAAAUGAUAUUACAAUGUACAAACAAAGGAUUUUGAUAUAAAGAACAUUGUGUUGGUUUUGAUUGUACUGGAGAUUAAUUUUUCAAUUGUUUCAAUAAAAGCAAGCCUUAUUUGGGAAGAAAAAAAAAAGGCUAAUCAAAGAAAA